This is a messenger RNA of Glycine soja, 1896 nucleotides long. RefSeq names its product cysteine synthase-like. Gene Ontology annotation, cellular component: cytoplasm. Bases 641 to 1618 code for a protein of 325 amino acids. NCBI's taxonomy places the organism in Eukaryota, Viridiplantae, Streptophyta, Magnoliopsida, Fabales, Fabaceae. Gene Ontology annotation, molecular function: cysteine synthase activity. The record is from RefSeq and is a predicted model, not a curated record. The transcript has 11 exons.
AGUAACCAUUUUUAUUUUUUUUUAUCUUUCUCACUUUCUCUCUUCCGCUUUUGCUUCUGCUUCUGCUUUGUAUCUCUGUAACAGUUAACUCCUUUUUCUGUAUGCUUUUUAUCCGUUUUUUCAUAUCCUCUGCCUCAAAAUCUUUAGCGCUUACAUUGUCAGAUAGAUACCCGAAUUUUAUGUACCUUUCUCCUGGAUUAGUUUAUUGAUGAUCAAGUGUUUUUAACUCUGUUGACCUCUGAUUUUGAAGCUUGAACUUCGCUUCAGGGGUUCAUCUAUUUAUCUUAUUCUUGCUACAUAUUUGUUUUUUCUUUCCCCUAGUGGAUCGACUCAUGACACACGAACAAGAAUUCUAGUUUUUCAACUAGUAAUAAUUUUGAAACAUGAGUACAAUAAGUUUCCCAGGUCAAUCUGAGGCGUGAACUAUUUUGUUUUAUUUUCUAUCUGAUCCCCACCCUUUACUAUAGAGGUCAUGUUCUGUUUCUUAAUUGGCCAGUUUUGAUGUCUUUGGUAUUUGUAUUUACGGGAAGAAAGAAAAUACCAAUGCAAAUGGAAUUCUAAAUGGAAAAUUGCAUAUUCUUGAUGAUCUGUUUUUCGUCACAGGAUAAGUCAACUCAAUCAAUACAAUACUUUGCUUAAUAUGGCGGCUGAGAAGUCAAACAUUGCAAAAGAUGUGACUGAAUUAAUUGGCAAAACUCCAUUGGUAUAUCUCAACCACAUCGUGGAUGGUUGUGUUGCCAAAGUUGCUGCCAAGCUUGAAAUGAUGGAACCUUGCUCCAGUGUCAAAGACAGGAUAGGAUAUAGCAUGAUUGUAGACGCUGAGGAGAAAGGACUCAUCACACCGGGUGAAAGUGUCCUCAUUGAACCUACCAGUGGAAACACUGGCAUAGGUUUGGCAUUCAUGGCAGCUGCUAAGGGUUAUAAACUUAUUAUAACCAUGCCUUCUUCGAUGAGUCUUGAAAGAAGAACCAUUCUUCGUGCUUUUGGAGCUGAGUUAGUUCUCACUGAUCCCGCCAAGGGUAUGAAAGGAGCUGUUCAGAAGGCAGAAGAGAUAAGGGAUAAGACUCCCAAUUCUUAUAUGCUUCAGCAAUUUGAAAAUCCUGCCAACCCAAAGGUCCAUUAUGAAACCACUGGACCAGAGAUCUGGAAGGGCUCUAGUGGGAAGGUUGAUGCUCUUGUCUCUGGGAUUGGGACUGGAGGUACAGUAACAGGUGCUGGAAAAUAUCUGAAAGAGCAGAAUCCUGAUAUAAAGCUAUAUGGCAUUGAACCAGUAGAAAGUCCAAUACUGUCUGGAGGAAAACCCGGCCCUCAUAAGAUCCAAGGAAUUGGUGCUGGCUUCAUCCCUGGUGUUCUGGAUGUUGAUUUACUUGAUGAAGUUGUUCAAAUUUCAAGUGAAGAAGCUAUUGAAACUGCUAAGCUUCUUGCAUUGAAAGAAGGUUUACUGGUGGGAAUAUCAUCUGGUGCUGCUGCAGCUGCUGCAGUUAAGAUAGCGAAGAGGCCAGAAAAUGCUGGAAAACUCAUUGUUGCGGUCUUCCCAAGUUUUGGAGAGCGUUAUCUAUCGUCUGUGCUCUUUGAAUCCGUGAAGCGAGAAGCAGAGAGCUUGGUCUUUGAGCCUUGAAUGUCAAGUCAUACGAGCCAUUUGCUGCUUCUCAAGUUGCAUUCUGUCCUUGGGUUGUGUAUAUAUUUUUUCUCUUAUGGAUCUAAAAAAUAAAAAGGAUUUCUGUUUGCUUGUUAAUUGACUAAGAUUCAAUAAAAAUAUAGUAGUUUGCUGAAAUGUUCAAACUCGCUCAUAAUUUGUAGAUCAUGAUGCCGCGAACUCAUGCUUGUACUAUUUUAUUUACUAGUUAAAUUUUGCUUCUUAAAACUUGUAAUGGAGAAAACACUAUUACUUAUUAA